Amoebophrya sp. A120 is the source of this 1269-nucleotide messenger RNA. NCBI's taxonomy places the organism in Eukaryota, Dinophyceae, Syndiniales, Amoebophryaceae. The record is from the annotation of a GenBank genome assembly.
GAUAGAGGUCGCUCUUUUCGAUGUUGAUGGGUCGUCCUUCGAUAUGACCCUGUGUAUCCCGAGCAGGGCAUUUUUCGUUCCUGUAGACUGCGGCAAAAACUUCCAAUAGGUAGACCAGAAGGGCAACCAAAAGUGGUCCGCUUGCUCGCCACAAUCGCAGAUCGCGUUGCAGUGUUUUAGUUUUUUGAAAGAAAUAAACAACUAACACCUUGUCAGAAGCGACGAACCGCACCUUUCAGUUUUUAUUUGAAAUUACUCUGGAACAAAGAAAAGGUAAAGGGCGGAACCAAGGGAAAACAUAAAACAAGUCUGAGUAAACCAAUCGAUCCCAUGUCGCGGUCUGAGUCCGCGCAAGCGCAGCUGCUGAUUCAGAAAUGCGCAGGCGGCAACUUUUUUCCAAGUAGGGUAUGGUGGAAGGGGCCCGGGGAUCUUCAAAGACCAACAGCCGAGCCGGACGAGUAAGUGCAUUUGCUUUUUGCAAAAUAUUAAAGAGUUGCAAGCCCAACAAGCGCAAGCCAGUGUCGGCGUGUCUGUACAACGAGUACAUCAAGAACGCCAGCGCGCAUUAGUUGCAUGUCCUCCUCGGGGAAAAAAAGCAAACACAAGCAGGCACAAAGUAAAUGAAUGUAGUGAAAAUCAAAAUAAAUUAUCAGGUACGACAUCAAUAGAAGAGUGGACGCAGCAGCAUGGAGAGACAAAGGCAGAGGCUUGCUCUUUGGGCCGGAUCAGAAAACAAGGACAAAUCCGUAUUGCUAAGUGCUUUUUGUAACUUUCAAAAAAUGCAAAAGUGAUGCAUGAUAAUUUUAUUGUGCGAGAGCAAGUAGACAGCAUUAUUUAAGUAUACUGUCGCUUGAAAGUUGACCAAACUUCAUCGAGGUACCCCAUUUGGAGUCACACAAUCGUAAAAAAGCAGCCAAGACUAAACGCAGGAAAGGCACCACCACAUGAGAAGGUAUGUGGGAUUAAUUGCGUGCGUUGCCUUUUCUUUCAUGGUCUUUCUUGAUGAAUGUCCUCUUGUGGACGAAAAAUUUAUUCAGACUUUGUCCCCGAUUCGACAUACACGAAAAAAUCAAAACCGAAUUAUCCCAGACCCAACCGGACCACUAUGACGUGCGACACAAAGACACCAUGCUGAACAAGGCAAAGUCGGCCCGGGCCUUUCCAAGGCAAAAUCACGUCCAGGAUCUGAAGCGGUACGUGAAGUCACAGACGGUAAACCGUGCAUUUAACCGAGACUUUACCCGGUCCGGGAGCUGCCUCGCGUUCUAG